AGAGAGAGAUAGAGUAGAAUAUCCUUUCGAUCCCUGCAAAAGGGAGAGAUCAUCUCGAAGCUUUUCAAAGCCUUUGCAAGUACCUUUCUCGCCUUCUCCCUUUUGACCCUUUCUUGGUUCGCGAAGCGCACGGCGGAGGCUCGCGCGGAAAAAAUGGGGAACGGAAGCUCCAAGGACGGCGAUGGCGACUCCUCCUCCUCCGGGCGCAAGUCGCGGUUCAGGCAGCGGCUCCGCUUCCACCGCGGCCACAGCCGCCAAGACAGCGGCCCGGCUUCUCUCCUCAAAAGCGCCGACGAUUUCGCCGGGAUCGCUCUCCUCACUCUUCGCUCAGCGGAGAUGAGGUUCAAGGACAGGUGGCUCGCGUGCGUUUCUUUCGGAGAGCAGACGUUCCGAACCGCAAUCUCAGAUCACACUGACAAGCCCACUUGGAACUCCGAAAAGAAACUUGUUCUGGAAAGGAAUGGGCCUCAUAUUGCAAGAAUCUCCGUGUUUGAGACUAAUAGGAUUUCAAAGAACAAUCUAGUUGGUUAUUGUGAGCUAGAUCUGCUUGAAGUCUUGGGAAAGGACUCAGAAUCUGAAUCUGAGGUCUUGAAUUUGUUAGACCCUUCUAAAUCAGAUGAAGUGGUGGGCACUAUCUUGGUUUCAUGUUCUGUCGAGGAUCCUGUGGAAACAGAGAAGAGUUUUGCAAGGCGCAUCUUGUCAAUUGUGGACUACAAUGAAGAUGGGAAGCUCUCGUUCUCCGAAUUUUCUGACUUGAUGAUUGCUUUUGGAAAUCAUUUGGCUGCUAAAAAGGUUAGAAAAGAGGAGCUCUUUGAAGCAGCAGACGUAAAUGGGGAUGGUGUGGUCUGCAUGGAUGAGUUAGCGGCCCUUCUUGCAAUUCAACAUGAAAAGGAGCCGCUUGUGAAUUGUUGCCCAGUCUGUGGUGACAUUCUCAAUGUUUCAGAUAAGCUGAACACUGUAGUACACUUGACUCUCUGUUUUGAUGAAGGGAGUGGAAACCAGGUUAUGACUGGGGGAUUCUUGACCGAUAAACAAGCUUCCUCAGGGUGGAUGUUCAAACUUAGUGAAUGGGCCCAUUUUUCAUCUUAUGAUAUUGGCCUGAACUAUGGAUCUAGUGCUUCAAAUAUAGUGGUAUUUGACCGGAGGACUAAGAGACUAGUGGAAGAAAUAAUUGAUGGAAAAAUUGUAUUGUCAAUGAGAGCCAUUUACCAAUCGAAAUUUGGGCUAGGCCUUAUUGAUACAGGAGCAAAAGAGAUUUUGCAGAGUAUUUCUGAAAAGCACGGCAGGAAAAUGAAUUCUGUAGAAUCUGCAGAAGACAUACCAAAGUUCCUUAAAUUUUUCAAGGAUCAAAUUAAUAUGGCUGAAGUCAAGUAUCCGUUGGAACAUUUCAAGACUUUCAAUGAAUUCUUCAUAAGAGAGUUGAAGCCUUGUGCGAGACCCAUUGCCGCCAUGGAGCAUGACAACAUUGCUGUCUGUGCUGCUGAUAGUCGUUUAAUGGCUUUCAACAACGUUGAAGACAGUACUCGGUUUUGGGUUAAGGGUAAAAAGUUUUCUGUUCAAGGCCUUCUGGGAAAUGAGAUAAGUUCGAGCUCUUUUGAAGGUGGGUCAUUGGUGAUAUUCCGAUUGGCACCACAGGACUACCAUCGCUUCCAUCUCCCUGUCACUGGAAUCAUUGAACAAUUUGUGAAUAUACCUGGAUGCUUGUUCACUGUCAAUCCUAUAGCUGUCAAUAGCAAGUACUGCAAUGUUUUCACGGAGAACAAGCGUGUUGUAUCUAUUAUCUCAACAGAACAUUUUGGAAAGGUGGCAUUCAUUGCUAUUGGAGCAACCAUGGUAGGCAGCAUCACUUUUCUGAAGCAGGAGGGUGAUUGUGUUAAGAAGGGUGAUCAGUUUGGAUAUUUCUCAUUUGGAGGAAGCACUGUUAUUUGUGUCUUUGAGAAGGAUGUAAUUGACAUAGACAACGAUCUCCUAGAGAAUAGUAGCAGAUCACUUGAAACCCUAGUAUCUGUGGGGAUGAAGCUGGGUGUCGCGGCCAGAAAACAAGCAGAAACUGGGAUACCAAAUCUGGAGAAGAUGGUCUUAGAAGCUUGAGGAAAGCUCAUAUCAGUUGAUUUUUGGAAUUGACUGCCUGUUGAUUGUUUGUAAAGUAGCUCUGACAAACUCGUCCAUCGGCUCUGGAUACUUCACUCUGUACAUUGGCAUGUUUGUAAAGAAGAAUUUGAACAAGAAGUUGGUUUAGGUUGUACAAUUUAUCGUGUCUUCCAUAACAAAAACUAUAAGGAAUUGCAAACAGACAGACGUGACAAACAUUUGUA
Messenger RNA from Rhodamnia argentea, 2315 nucleotides. Its product is annotated as phosphatidylserine decarboxylase proenzyme 2-like. Gene Ontology annotation, biological process: phospholipid biosynthetic process. The transcript has 21 exons. Gene Ontology annotation, molecular function: phosphatidylserine decarboxylase activity; calcium ion binding. The record is from RefSeq and is a predicted model, not a curated record. The coding region runs from base 154 to 2091 and encodes 645 amino acids. NCBI's taxonomy places the organism in Eukaryota, Viridiplantae, Streptophyta, Magnoliopsida, Myrtales, Myrtaceae.